AAAGUAAUUUUUCUAUUAAUUCAAUUAAGCUCCUCCUAAUUAUUAUUAUUUUUUUUGUAGUGCUGCGCAGAUCAACCACAAUAUUCGCUCGCUUCCUCGUCGGUGGUUCAUUGCUCGCACAAAUUUGCGUUUCUGCUCCGCAGUUCUUCCGGCCUCGACGUGUACUGGUCUUUAUUCUUUCUAUGUCUCCUCUCAGUCUUUCUCUACUUUCGACCCCGUCGUCUCUCUGUGCUAUACAGGCGGGUCAUUCAGAGCUGUUUUCUCCUCAGAGGCCAGUUAUGGUCCCCAUUAAGAGGGUUCUUCUUAAUACUACAUUUUCCCGAGCUUUAUUGUCACCACAGGCUAUACGGUCCUCAUCGGGUAAUAGAAGAAGAUCAGUACAAUCAUAUGUGAAGGCCUCAGAGGGCUCAUCUACUGUAGCAUCUCAUGGAAAUACUUCACAAGGGGCACGGAAGAACAUGCAUAAUAAGGAUUCAACAUUUCCUACUGGGUUUGAGGCACUAGUGUUAGACGUAUGUGAUGAAACAAAUAUUGCUGAGUUAAAAGUGAAGGUUGGUGAAUUUGAAAUGCACAUAAAGAGGGAUGUUGGAUCGACAAAUACAUCAGUAUCUAAUGCACUUCCAAUUUUCUCUCCUUCCACCGCACCUCCCAUCCCAAGUAUGCCAAUGUCCGAAUCAAAUCCUGCUCCUCAGUCUGCUGCACUUCCACCAAAACCCUCUUCAGCACCAAGCAGUCCUUUUGCGUAUGUCUCAUCUGUGAAGGAAUCAAAACUUGCUGCUUUGGAAGCGUCGGGUUCAAGUGGAUAUGCUCUAGUGUCAUCUCCAACGGUUGGCUCUUUUCGGAGUGGUAGAACAGUGAAUGGGAAGAAACAGCCUCCAAGUUGUAAAGAGGGUGCUGAAAUCAAAGAAGGGCAGGUCAUCGGCUACUUGGAUCAGUUUGGCAAUGAGCUUCCAAUUAAGUCAGAUGUUGCUGGAGAAGUCUUAAAGAUCCUGUUCAAAGAUGGAGAACCAGUUGGUUAUGGAGAUCCAAUCGUCGCUGUUCUGCCUUCUUUCCAUGGGAUAAACAAGUGAGUUGCGUCCCUCAGCUGCAAUGCUUUUGUUUGUGAAGGUGUUAGAUUCAGAUGGGUGCUCGUUUGCUUAUUUAUGUUCCACUCAGCUCAGCAUUUUCGUGACUUUGAUUCAUGAUUUGCAAAUCACAAGAAAAUUAUUGAACUGUGAUUUGAAAAAUAAAUUGUAGCCAUCAUCUAUGCCAUGAAAAAUUACCGUUUAUUCUUUCUUGUUUUAUCCAGUGUAUUGUAUCUUUGAGGUACUGAAGUCAGGACAAUGGCAUUAUAGUGUUCAUUGGCUUAUUUGGUUAUCUUUAUAAUUUGAUUUCAGCGACAGGUACCUUUUUCGCCUUUU
Dendrobium catenatum is the source of this 1400-nucleotide messenger RNA. RefSeq names its product biotin carboxyl carrier protein of acetyl-CoA carboxylase. The record is from RefSeq and is a predicted model, not a curated record. NCBI's taxonomy places the organism in Eukaryota, Viridiplantae, Streptophyta, Magnoliopsida, Asparagales, Orchidaceae. The transcript has 9 exons. The coding region runs from base 183 to 1070 and encodes 295 amino acids.